GGCAAAAGUACGAGGUGUCUCCUAUGUGGUCUCCACCCCCGAGUAAGGCCUGAGACCUACUCCAGAGGUCUCCGCAUUUUCUCUCUUCAAACAGAACAGCCGGCAGGGCAGGAGGAUGCAGCGGCCGGCGAAAGAGACCGGGCUCAAAGGCCCGCGGGAGCGGACUGGGAAGAGUGCGCCAGGAGCAAGGCCCAAGGAGGAGCGUGCCAAGGGGGCUCCUGCGACAGAGCCCCCUAAGCCGGGAUGGGCCCUGACACUGGAGGGACUGGCGGCCAUGCUCCCCGCGCAGCGCCACCGCCAUCUACUCUUCGGGGACCUGCUGGAGGACGUGGGCGCAACCGCCUCGAUCUUCCCGCGCGAUUCGGUGGAGCUAGGGUACCGCAUGCCCGACUCGCGCGCGUGCACCCAGUCACUCGAGCUGCCGGCAGAGCGCCAGAACCGGCUCCUCGGCGUCCUCAAGGCAGCCGAGGCCCGCGGGAGAGUCCGCGCCCUGAGGCUGCGCUACACACGCAUGCGGGCGGAAGAGAUCUCGCUCCUCAUCCAGCGGCAGAAGUCCGCGCGCGCCGCCAUCCGGCUCGAGCUAUUUCUGCCGCCGCAGCUAAAGCCCACGCGGAUCCCGGAUCCCCUAGACCGCCAAGAGCGGAGGCGCGUGGAGACCAUUCUGGAGGAGAGCGCCGACGGCCGCAUCUUCCCGCGCUAGUGUGCGUCUCCCACCACCCUCCCAUAUAAAGUUCUGGUUCUCCCAGGGCUUCUUGGUCUUUCUGGUUCCUCUCCCCAGGACCCCCCGGAGAGCAAGGGCGGAAUGUGGACGCCGCCUCUCCCACAUCAUCAGGGGACAGGGAGUAGGACUCUCCCCAGUAGUGGGCACCACAGUAA
This is a messenger RNA of Nycticebus coucang (slow loris), 876 nucleotides long. It is a transcript of the gene LKAAEAR1, whose product is annotated as LKAAEAR motif containing 1. The transcript is spliced from 5 exons. Bases 116 to 700 code for a protein of 194 amino acids. The record is from RefSeq and is a predicted model, not a curated record. Lineage: Eukaryota; Metazoa; Chordata; Mammalia; Primates; Lorisidae.